UCCGGAAAGUUUUGAUGCCUGGAGGAAGUGGAGGCAGAGCGGCCUCGGGGCGCCGGGGGCCAUGGAGGAACCGCGGGUGCGCGAGGAAGGCGAGGAAGAAGGGGAGGACUGCGAGGACGAGGCCGGGCCCGAGGGCGCCCUGGGCAAGAGCGCCCUGCAGCUGACCGCCGAGGAUGUGUAUGACAUCUCCUACGUAGUGGGCCGCGAGCUGAUGGCGCUGGGCAGCGACCCCCGCGUGACACAGUUGCAGUUCACAAUCGUGCGCGUCCUGGAGAUGCUGGAGACACUGGUGAGCGAGGGCGCCCUGGCAGCCGAGGCGCUGCGUCUGGAGCGCGACAGCCUGCAGCAGGAGGUGCGGGCGCUGCGCGGCCGGGCGCCCCCGGCCGGCGGCCAGGUGGACCUGGGGCCCGACAAGAUGGUGGUGGACCUCACCGACCCCAACCGGCCCCGCUUCACGCUGCAGGAGCUCAAGGAGGUGCUGCAGGAACGCAAUGCCCUGAAGGCACAGCUGCUGCUGGCCCAGGAGGAGCUGCGUGGCUACAGGAGUGGCCUGAUUCCCCCAAGAGAAACCCCGGAUGGAAGACAAGCAAAAGAGACCAGUGUCACCAGGGCCAGAGGUCCCGAGCAGGGCAAGGGGGAGAGGACGAUCAUGAAGAAGCUGUUCGCUUUCCGGUCAGGGAAGCAGACCUAGAUGGAAGGCCAGUCAAGCAGCAGCCCUGAUCAGAGGAGACGACAUCUGCCUGGCACUACAGAGCCAUCUCUGCCAGUCUCUGCUGCGCCCCUUGCUUGUCCCCGGAGUGCAGGUCCUCGUGUGAUUCUCCUCGUGCAGACCUGGACCCCCCAGGGAAGUCUGUCGGGGGACACAAAGCAUCGGCAAGGAGGCCUGGGAACAGAGGCAAUGUGUGUGUGACAGGGCCACCUCUCGCCUGGCCGCCAGCCCUACAGCCACAGUGUGCAGACUGCCCUCAACACAAGAUGGGGCAGAGAAAAGAAAAACAAGAUAGUAAGAAAUAUGGCAUUGACUUUGCAAUGGUGAUUUUGACUUCACUGAUAUUUAGUGAAUAUCAGAUUCUGCUCUCCAGACUUGCUUUCCAUGAUCUUAUAUUAAAAGUCAAAUGAUUUUUAUACUUUCUAUAGCUCA
Molecule: messenger RNA, 1141 nt
Organism: Cavia porcellus (domestic guinea pig)
Lineage: Eukaryota; Metazoa; Chordata; Mammalia; Rodentia; Caviidae
Gene: Rilpl2
Product: Rab interacting lysosomal protein like 2
Exons: 4
Coding region: 62-691 (209 amino acids)
Molecular function (GO): protein dimerization activity
Source: RefSeq, a predicted model, not a curated record